ACUGGGAAGAGGCUCCCCGUGUUUGGCUUGUUUACAGAGUUUCCUUCUGCACCCUCUCUCUCCCGCUUAAUUCGCUUCCUUCUUAGACCUUCGAUCUCUCUCUCUCUCUCUCUCUCUCUCUCUCUCUCUCUCUCUCUCUGCAUUUCCUCAAUCUUUGAUUAAUCUGCUUCGUCGUCCCUUUCUUCAUAUUCUCUGCGAAAUCCAUCCGAUAUCUCUUUCAGAUUCACGCCGGCAGCUCGGAGGAGAUCGAAUCGCUGCAAUUCAUUCCCGCCGUUGGCAUGAUAGUUGUGCUGUGUGAGGGUUCUGUCGGGUAACUUAUAACUGUGUAAUGGAAGAAGAAGAAACUAAGGAGGUUGGUGAAUCUCCUGUAAAGGAUGCUGAUGUUGAACGAGUUAUUUCAGUGGAGCACGCUUCAGGUCCUGCUCGCCAAAGAGAUUUGGAGGCUGAGAACAAUGAUGAGGCUGAAGUAGAGAAUAAAAAUGUGAUUUUUGAAGAGAUUAAUUCUGCACCUGCGGUCAUGGACGACGACCAUUUUGAGCAGGUCUGCCUAGAUCAAGAUAGAAGUUCCAGUCAUCAAGUUCAUGACAACUCAAUAGGGUCAAAUAGGUCAUCAAUUUCAGACAAUGUGGGCCUCCAUCAUGACUCUGUUUCUCCAGAGUUUGGUUCUCCACUGGCAGAAAUGCACCAUGGUCACUCUACUUCAAGCCCUGGGCCGGAGAGACAGAUGGGCUAUGCCAUGAGGCAGUCAUCGUCAGCAAAUAGUCUUGAUGCAGUAUUAUAUGCAGAUUCUGGAUAUUCACUGGUUGAUUCACCACAAAAGGCCAAGCCAAGAGCCGCUAUGCCAAAUGUAUCUCCAGAGCUGUUGCAUUUAGUGGAUUCUGCCAUUAUGGGAAAGCCUGAAAGCUUGGACAAGCUAAAAAAUAUUGUGAACGGUGAUGAGAACUUUGGGUCCGGGGAUGAAAUGGACAGUAUUGCCUACUUGGUUGUUGAUUCGCUAAUUGCCACAAUGGGUGGCGUUGAGAGCUUUGAAGAGGAUGAGGACAAUAAUCCUCCCAGUGUGAUGCUAAACUCCCGAGCAGCUAUUGUGGCCGGUGAGCUCAUUCCCUGGCUUCCUUGGGCUGGGGAUAGUGCUAGCUUCAUGUCCCCUAGGACACGGAUGGUCAGGGGUCUACUUGCUAUACUGAGGGCUUGUACUAGAAACAGAGCAAUGUGCUCCAUGGCAGGCUUGUUGGGUGUCCUCUUAGUAUCAGCCGAGCGGAUUUACCUUCAGGAAGUUGCUUCAUCCCAGUUAAUGAGAUGGGAUGAAACUCCUUUAUGUUACUGCAUCCAAUACUUAGUGGGGCAUUCACUUAGUGUCAAUGAUUUGCAUAGAUGGUUUGGGGUCAUAACAAGAACACUUACCACAGUAUGGGCAAGUCGACUGAUGCUUGCUUUGGAGAAGGCAAUUGUUGGGAAGGAGUCAAGGGGACCAGCUUGUACAUUUGAGUUUGAUGGUGAAAGCUCUGGCUUGCUUGGUCCAGGGGAGAGCCGUUGGCCAUUUACGAAUGGUUAUGCAUUUGCUACAUGGAUAUAUAUUGAAUCAUUUGCAGACACAUUGAAUGCAGCUACCGCUGCGGCUGCAAUAGCAGCAGCAGCAGCCGCUAAGUCUGGAAAAUCUUCAGCCAUGUCUGCUGCAGCCGCUGCCAGUGCACUUGCUGGUGAAGGUACUGCGCAUAUGCCAAGACUGUUCAGUUUCUUAUCUGCUGAUAAUCAGGGGAUAGAGGCAUAUUUUCAUGCUCAGUUUUUAGUUGUUGAAUACGGCAGUGGGAAAGGGAAGAAGGCCUCUUUGCAUUUCACUCAUGCAUUUAAGCCUCAAUGCUGGUACUUUAUUGGACUUGAGCAUACUUGUAAGCAAGGAAUAAUUGGCAAAGCAGACAGUGAACUGAGGCUUUAUAUUGAUGGAUCACUCUAUGAAAGUCGCCCUUUUGAAUUUCCUCGAAUCGGCAAGCCUCUUUCAUUUUGCUGUAUUGGGACAAAUCCUCCUCCUACAAUGGCUGGUUUACAACGUCGUAGGCGGCAGUGCCCUUUGUUUGCUGAGAUGGGCCCCAUUUAUAUUUUCAAGGAGCCAAUUGGCCCAGAGAAGAUGGCCCGUUUGGCUUCUCGAGGAGGAGAUGUGCUGCCUGCUUUUGGUAAUGGGGCUGGGUUGCCUUGGUUGGCAUCAAAUGAUCAUUUGCGAAGUAUGGCUGAAGAAAGUUCAAUGCUUGAUGCAGAAAUUGGAGGAUGCAUACACCUUCUGUAUCAUCCCAAUCUGCUUAGUGGGCGCUUUUGUCCAGAUGCUUCUCCCAUAGGUGCUUCUGGCGCACUUAGACGACCAGCAGAAGUUUUGGGACAAGUUCAUGUGGCUACGAGAAUGCGACCGGUGGAGGCUUUGUGGGCCUUAGCCUAUGGGGGCCCCAUGUCUUUACUUCCUUUGGCAGUGAGCAAUGUGGAUUUAGAUAGCUUAGAACCUCAAAAAGGGCAACUUUCAAUGAAUUUGGCAACAACUGCUCUGGCUGCUCCCAUAUUUAGAAUAAUAUCUAUGGCUAUUGAACAUGCUGGGAACAAUGAAGAGUUAUCCCGUUCAAGAGGACCUGAGGUUUUGUCAAGAAUCUUAGAUUAUCUCUUGCAAGCCUUGUCAUCAAUCAAUACUGGAAAGAAUGAUGGAGUCGAAGAUGAGGAACUUGUUGCUGCCAUUGUCUCCUUAUGUCAGUCUCAGAAGAUCAAUCGCAUUCUUAAAGUGCAGCUUUUUAGCAGAUUGCUUUUGGACUUGAAAGUUUGGAGUUUGUGUAACUAUGGGUUACAAAAGAAACUGCUUUCAUCAUUGGCAGACAUGGUUUUCACAGAGUCCUCUGUGAUGCGGGAUGCGAAUGCUAUUCAGAUGCUUCUUGAUGGCUGCAGAAGAUGCUAUUGGACAAUUCGUGAAAAGGACUCAGUUGAUAAUUUUUCUCUCAAUCAUGAAGUUCGCCCAGUUGGGGAAAUCAACGCUCUGGUAGAUGAACUGUUAGUAAUUAUUGAGCUUUUGAUUGGGGGAGCACCUCCUUCAUUUGCAGCAGACGAUGUGCGCUGUCUGCUUGGUUUCUUGGUUGAUUGUCCUCAACCCAAUCAGGUUGCAAGGGUGUUGCAUCUUAUCUACAGAUUGGUGGUACAACCUAAUACUUCAAGGGCUCACUUGUUUGCCGAGGCAUUUAUAACAUGUGGGGGCAUUGAAACGCUUCUCGUUUUGCUGCAACGUGAAGCUAAAGCAGGUGACCAGAGCGUUCUGGAAAAUUCAGUUGAGAAUAAUGUGGGUAUUUCUGAUGAGGAAAAUGAACCCAAGAUUGAAGAUGCUGUUUUAGAGGGAAAUCAGGACAAGGAGAUAGGUUCUCCAGAGAUAAAGGAGUUGGUUGCAGAUGAGAAGCACUCUGACACAGCACCAUUCAAUAAUUACAGCAGCCCAAGUGCUGCUUCUACAGGGUCUAAAAUUGGAAGAGCAACCUCUGUCCCUGAAAAUUCUUUUAUGAAGAACUUAGGGGGUAUCACCCUCUCAAUCAGUGCCGACAAUGCAAGGAAUAAUGUCUAUAAUGUUGAUAAAAGUGAUGGGAUUGUUGUUGCGAUUAUUGGACUAGUAGGUGCUCUGGUUGCAAUGGGGCUUCUGAAGUUUGGUUCUUCUGCACCUGUUACUCCGGAUAUUGCGAGCAACUUAUUGGGUGUUGGAUUGAAUGAAGGAAGUGGCACAAUGUUUGAGGACAAAGUUUCUCUUCUAUUAUUUGCUUUGCAAAAGGCUAUCCAAGCUGCACCAAAUAGACUUCUGUCAAACAAUGUUUACACGGCUCUACUAGGAGCAUCGAUUAAUGCAUCCUCAACAGAUGAUGGGCUUAACUUCUAUGAUUCUGGUCAUCGUUUUGAGCACUUGCAACUGCUGUUAGUUCUUUUAAGAUCACUUCCAUAUGCAUCUAGGGCUUUGCAGAGCAGGGCUCUACAGGAUCUUCUGUUUUUGGCUUGCAGUCACCCAGAAAAUAGAAACUGUCUGACAAAGAUGGAGGAAUGGCCUGAAUGGAUCCUGGAAAUUCUAAUUUCAAAUUAUGAGAUGGAUGCAGGCAAAUCUUCAACUUCACCUAGCUUAGGAGAUAUAGAGGACCUGAUACACAAUUUCUUGAUCAUCAUAUUGGAACAUUCAAUGCGUCGAAAAGAUGGAUGGAAGGAUAUAGAAGCUACAAUUCAUUGUGCGGAAUGGUUGUCCAUUGUUGGAGGUUCUAGUACAGGAGAUCAAAGAACUAGACGUGAAGAAUCAUUGCCAAUCUUCAAGAGAAGGCUUCUGGGUGGGUUGCUGGACUUCGCUGCUAGAGAGUUGCAGGUUCAGACUCAAGUAAUUGCUGCAGCAGCUGCGGGUGUUGCAGCAGAAGGAUUAUCACCAAAAGAGGCGAAGUUAGAGGCAGAGAAUGCUGCACAGCUGUCAGUGGCUCUUGUAGAAAAUGCAAUUGUCAUGCUGAUGCUUGUUGAAGAUCACUUAAGGUUACAAAGCAAAUUAUCUCGUGCAUCCCGUAAUACUCAGGGUGCUGUUUCUCCCCUUUCGUUGGUAUCACCCUUAACGAACUACUCCAAUAUAUCAACCUCGAUUGAUGGAGAGUCAUCAGAUGCUAAGGGUGAUCGUGGAUCAUUAUCCAGUGAUUCAGGGGGACUCCCUCUUGAUGUUCUUGCUUCAAUGGCUGAUGUAAAUGGCCAAAUAUCUGCUGCAGUGAUGGAACGUCUUACAGCUGCAGCUGCAGCAGAGCCUUAUGAAUCUGUUUCAUGUGCUUUUGUGUCAUAUGGGAGUUGUGCCCAAGAUUUAGCCGAAGGCUGGAAAUUCAGGAGCAGAUUGUGGUACGGUGUGGGCCUGCCGUCCAAAACAGCGGCCCUUAGUGGUGGAGGAAGUGGCUGGGAGUGUUGGAGAUCUGCUUUAGAAAGAGAUGCAAAUGGAAACUGGAUUGAACUUCCACUAAUACAGAAGUCUGUUGCCAUGCUUCAAGCUUUACUGUUGGAUGAGUCGGGGCUUGGUGGUGGUCUGGGUAUAGGUGGAGGAUCAGGUACUGGUAUGGGAGGAAUGGCGGCACUCUAUCAGUUGCUUGAUAGUGAUCAGCCAUUUUUAUGCAUGCUCAGAAUGGUACUCCUUUCCAUGAGAGAAGAUGAUGAUGGUGAGGAAAGAAAUCUAAUGAGAAAUGCAGGUAUGGGUGAUGCAAUAUCAGAUGUGUUGCAACGUCAAAGAAGCAGCAGAAUGAUCUUUGAUGGCGGUCCCCGGGUAUCAAGCAGGACACCACGCUCAGCUCUAUUGUGGAGUGUGCUUUCGCCUGUCCUCAACAUGCCAAUAUCUGAAUCCAAGAGACAGAGAGUGCUGGUUGCGUCAUGUGUUCUAUAUUCUGAGGUGUGGCAUGCAGUGGGCAGGGAUAGAAAUGCUCUUAGAAAACAGUACCUCGAGGCCAUUGUGCCUCCAUUUGUUGCAGUGUUGAGGAGGUGGCGGCCGCUUUUGGCUGGUAUCCAUGAACUCGCUACUGCUGAUGGUUUAAAUCCUCUUGUUGUCGAUGAUCGUGCUUUGGCUGCAGAUUCACUGCCCAUAGAGGCUGCUCUUGCAAUGAUCUCCCCAGCCUGGGCUGCUGCUUUUGCUUCACCACCUGCUGCAAUGGCACUGGCAAUGAUUGCUGCAGGAGCUGCUGGUGGGGAUACCCCAGCUCCUAUGACGAACUCACAGCUCAGGCGGGACACAUCAUUACUUGAACGCAAAACAGCAAGACUUCAUACUUUUUCGAGUUUCCAAAACCCUAUGGACACAGCUAUGAAAUCACCAUCGGUUCAGGAUAAAGCUGCUGCUAAAGCUGCUGCCUUGGCAGCAGCACGAGAUCUUGAGAGAAAUGCGAAAAUUGGUUCUGGAAGGGGUCUCAGUGCUGUGGCAAUGGCCACAUCUGCUCAACGACGAAAUGCAGGUGAUAUGGAGCGUGUCAGGAGAUGGAGCCUUUCAGAAGCAAUGGGAGUUGCUUGGAUGGAAUGUUUGCAGCCAGUUGGCAGUAAAUCCGUUUAUGGAAAAGAUUUUAAUGCACUGAGCUAUAAGUUUGUUGCUGUUCUUGUUGCAAGUUUUGCUUUAGCAAGGAAUAUGCAACGAUCAGAGGUUGACCGGCGUGCACAGGUUGACACAAUAGCUCGGCAUCAUCUAUCUGCUGGAACUCGUGGAUGGCGUAAACUCAUCCACUACUUGAUAGAAAUGAAAUGCCUUUUUGCACCGUUCAGCGACCAGUUGUACAAUCCUUCACGGGUCUUCUGGAAGCUAGAUUUCAUGGAAAGUUCUUCGAGAAUGAGACCAUGUUUGAGAAGAGACUACAGGGGUUCUGACCAUUUUGGUGCUGCUGCGAACCAUGAGGAUGAUGUUAACAGAAAUCCAGAGCAGAAGAGGGUAAUAGAUCCCUCUGAAGCUCCUGCUCUUUCAGCGGAUGCUAUAGCUGUGGAGGCUGUUAAUGAGGACGAUGAACACGAAGUGGAUAAGUUGGAAGGUAGAGCCAGUAAUGGAGAUCAGCGAAGUAAUAUUCAGUCUGAAACCACAGAGCAGACCCUUCAUGUAUCAGCAGAAUCCACUGAUAUUCAACUCGCAAGUGACCCAGAGUUGGUGCAAAGUUCUUCUGCAGUUGCUCCUGGUUAUGUACCUAGUCAGGUUGAUGAGAGAAUUCUGCUCGAGCUUCCUUCGUCAAUGGUUCGUCCACUAAGGGUUGUCCAAGGAACAUUUCAAAUUACGACCCGGAGGAUAAACUUCAUUGUUGACAACAACUCUGCUAGUGGUUUGGAUGGUAGUGAUGAAUUGAGACAUCACGAAAAAGAUUACAGCUUGUCAUUGUCCUCACUUCAUCAGAUAUAUAGUCGAAGAUAUUUGUUGAGAAGAAGUGCUUUGGAAUUAUUCUUGGUUGACCGGGCAAAUUUCUUCUUUGAUUUUGGGGGUUCUGAGGGCCGGAGAAAUGCAUAUCGAGCAAUUGUACAAGCACGGCCUCCUCAUUUGAACAAUAUUUAUCUAGCGACUCAGAGACCUGAUCAACUCUUGAAGAGAACUCAGUUGAUGGAGCGUUGGGCUAGGCGAGAGAUUAGCAACUUUGAAUAUUUAAUGCAACUAAACACUCUAGCAGGUCGCAGCUACAAUGACAUUACUCAGUAUCCAGUUUUUCCUUGGAUCCUAUCUGAUUAUAGUUCGAAGUCCUUAGAUCUUUCUGAUCCUUCUUCUUAUCGAGAUCUAUCAAAGCCUGUCGGUGCAUUGAACCCUGACCGACUGAAAAAGUUCCAAGAGAGAUAUUCUACCUUUGAAGAUCCAGUUAUUCCCAAAUUCCAUUACGGUUCACAUUAUUCCAGUGCUGGAACAGUUCUAUAUUAUCUUGUAAGGGUUGAGCCUUUCACAACAUUGUCAAUCCAACUGCAAGGUGGUAAAUUUGACCAUGCAGAUAGAAUGUUUUCAGACAUUGCUGCCACUUGGAGUGGAGUUCUCGAGGACAUGAGCGAUGUGAAAGAACUGGUUCCGGAGCUCUUUUACCUCCCUGAAAUUUUGACCAAUAACAAUUCCAUCGAUUUUGGGACAACUCAGUUAGGGGACAAGCUUGAUACUGUCAAGCUUCCAUCUUGGGCUGAAAAUCCUGUUGACUUCAUUCAUAAGCAUCGAAUGGCCCUUGAGAGUGAGCAUGUAUCGGAACACUUGCAUGAAUGGAUUGAUCUCAUAUUUGGGUACAAGCAACGUGGCAAGGAAGCUAUAGCGGCAAACAAUGUCUUCUUUUAUAUUACAUAUGAAGGGACAGUCGAUAUAGAUAAAAUUUCUGAUCCAGGGCAGCAACGUGCCACGCAAGACCAGAUUGCUUACUUUGGACAGACUCCAUCCCAGCUUCUUACAGUUCCACAUAUGAAAAGGAUGCCUUUGGCUGAUGUUCUUCAUUUACAGACAAUCUUCCGGAAUCCUAAAGAAGUUAAGCCAUAUGCUGUCCCUUCUCCCGAAAAAUGCAAUCUACCAGCAGCAGUCAUUCAUGCCUCUUCAGACUCAAUAGUUGUAGUCGAUGUGAAUUCUCCGGCAGCACAUGUUGCACAGCACAAGUGGCAGCCCAACACACCUGAUGGUCAGGGGACGCCAUUCCUUUUUCAGCAUGGGAAAGCCAUGGCAGGCUCCGGUGGUGGAGCGCUCAUGCGUAUGUUCAAAGGCCCUGCUGGCUCAGGCUCAGAAGAGUGGCACUUUCCCCAGGCUUUAGCUUUUCCCGCAACUGGGAUUAGAGGCUCGGGUGUUUCUGCUAUAACAUGUGAUAAAGAAAUCAUCACCGGGGGACAUGCGGAUAACAGCAUCAAGGUAAUAUCUCUGGAUGGAGCAAAAACACUAGAAACUGCCUCAGGCCACUGUGCUCCAGUCACUUGCCUUGCCCUUUCCCCAGAUAGCAACUACCUUGUAACUGGAUCCCGAGACACAACAAUCUUACUGUGGAGGAUACACCGUGCUUCUUCAUCCUUGAGCAGCAUCUCAGAUGUUCCAACUGGUGGGCCUACACCAUCCUCAUCCACUUCCAGUGGCAGUUCCUCAGUGAACAUCCUGGCAGACAAAAGCCGAAGACGUUGCAUAGAAGGCCCAAUUCAUGUCCUCCGUGGACAUAGGAAGGAGAUAACCUGCUGCUAUGUCAGCUCAGACCUGGGAAUUGUGGUCUCCUGUUCCCAUUCAUCUGAUGUUUUGUUGCACUCCAUGAGGAGGGGCAGGCUUAUCAGGAGGCUCGAAGGAGUGGAGGCUCAUUCUGUGUGCAUCUCACCCGGAGGAGUUGUGAUGGCAUGGAACAAGUCGCAGCACAGGAUCAGCACUUUUACUCUGAAUGGGGUUCCAAUUGCUAGUGCCCAGAUGCCUUCCUCGUGCUGCAUCAGCUGCAUGGAGUUCUCCGUAGAUGGGGAGAAUGCUUUGAUUGCAGUUAACAAGAGUGUCGAUAGCAUGGUAUCAUCUGAGGGGUACAGGGAUUUCAGCUUCAAGAAGUUUAGCAUGGAAGAGGAUGAUCAGAAAAAGGAUGAAGCUGAUCAAGUAUUGAAUGUAUCUCCACCUUCUAUUUGUUUCCUCAAUGUGCAUACACUGAAGGUUUAUCACAAAUUGAAGCUUGCAGGAGGACAAGAUAUCACCGCUCUGGCUCGAAGCAAGGAAAGCACAAAUCUUCUGGUCUCAACUGCAGAUAAGCAGUUGAUAAUCUUUACUGAUCCAUCGUUGAGCUUGAAAGUUGUGGAUCAGAUGCUCAAGCUCGGCUGGGAGGGUGAUGGGUUAAGCCCUCUUAUAAAGAGAUAGUAGAACUGCCUCCCACUUUUUCUUUGGGAUCAAGAUAAAAGGAGAUAUCUUUUUGCUGGUCCAAUUGAGUUGAAGGCUGUUGCGGCCGAUUUUUUCUCUCAGUUCAAGGGUUGAGUCGAUCCCCAGACUUAAGUUGAGGCUGUGCUAUUUAUUGGAGUUGAUCAAGUGGAGAAAUGCCCAAAGUGGAUAUGAAAACCAGGCAGGCCGUAACACCUAUGGGUGUCAGAAAGGUUUCGGAGUGGGACUCAGGCUCUUGAUCGAGCUUGGAGAUGUUACAACUAUUGUUGGUGGAUCUCUUUGUAUUGAAUAGGUUUUAGGACAUUAGAGUACAGCUGAGGGCUACAACAAUCACAUCCGCGUAUUAUUUUUGUAAAUGAUGAGUGUUGUUAUACAAUGUCUCCGAGGUCUUGUAAAUUAAAAGCAUUAUGCUCGUAAAUCGGUUUAUGUAUGAUCAAAUUUUGGAAAUGGCAGACCUUUCUGGUAUUUUGUUCUUUA
Messenger RNA from Punica granatum (pomegranate), 9784 nucleotides. Lineage: Eukaryota; Viridiplantae; Streptophyta; Magnoliopsida; Myrtales; Lythraceae. The record is from RefSeq and is a predicted model, not a curated record.